CACACACGUGACCUCCCUGUUUUCACCCCAGUUAAACGCAUGUACUUAAAAAGACAGGCCACUACCAUUCACCAACACAAGCACGAUUAACACUAUAUAUUUAAUGUCAGCAAGGUAAGAUCUCACUGCUGCUGCUGCUGCUGCUGCUGCUGCAGGAGGAGGAGGACUAGUUGGAUCACUGGACGCUCCGGACCAUGGCGGCUGCUACGAGCAGCAGCAACACAUCCACAGCCACGCUGCAGAUCAAGCACUCCAGCAUCGAGCAGACGCGGAAACGCAUCGACCCGAGGAGGAGGCAAGCAGCGCUGUCUUUUCUCAGCAACAUUUCUCUGGAUGGACGACCCGUGCAAGACGACGCGGACAAUCAAACCGAGGAGGACGAGGAUGAGUCGUCGCUUGAGGCGGCUAGGACUAGACAGAGCCUGGUUUCUCCGGAGCGCACCGCGGCGGCUGCAGCAGCUUCUUCUUCUGCGGCGGCUGCUGCUGCUGCGUCGGCGGCUGCUGCCACCACGGCCGCCCAGGCGCUCGCUUUUGCAAACCAGGCUCUCCUCGCAAGCAGCAGUCGGGCUAGUUUCGGUACAGACACGGAGGGCGACGCUUUCAUGCCCUCUCCGUUCUCCGCGGUGCCAGCAGCGACCAGAGGGAGGCUGCAGACCUACACUCAGGGAGUCCUACCUGCCUCUUACUCCAGACAACCCUCCCAGAACUACAGCCUGGUGGAGGGAGGACAGAUAGCCAACUCUGCCAUAGAGCUGCAGAGAUCAAGACGAAGACUCAUUUCUCAGCGCUCUUCGCUUGAAACGCUAGAGGACAUUGAGGAGAAUGCUCCUCUACGCAGAUGCCGAACCCUAUCGGGUUCACCCCGACCAAAGAGCUUCAAGAAGAUCCACUUCAUAAAGAACAUGAGGCAACAUGAUAUGCGCAAUGGAAGGAUAGUCCUUAUCAGUGGCAGAAGAUCCUUCUAUAGUGUAUUUUCUGUCCUGCCCUAUCGAGAUUGUAGCCAAGCAGGGGAAGUGAAGCUGGAAGGAGCUGGGCGUCAGCGGCACCCGUCAGGAGGCGUCAGUGCCAAGGAGAUGGUGAUCGGGCUGGAGGGAGUGGAGUUGGGAGCUGAUGGAAAGACUGUGUCCUACACCCAGCUCCUGUAUCCCACCAACGCGCUGGGCGGUCGAAGAAACACCAUCGACUCCACCUCGUCCUUCUCUCAGUCUCGUAACGCCAGCCAUAGAAGCCUCAGUUUGGGCCGAGCCAACAGCAACCAGAGCAGCAUAGACACAGGGAAUGAUUUGGGGGACUUCCGCGAGUACGACCCCAAUCUGCUGGAUGACCCCCAGUGGCCUUGUGGAAAACACAAGAGAGUCCUCAUCUUCCCCUCCUACAUGACUACGGUCAUAGAAUACGUCAAACCCUCUGACCUCAAGAAGGACAUGAACGAAACCUUCAAGGAGAAAUUCCCCCACAUAAGGCUCACACUCAGCAAGAUCAGGAGCUUGAAAAGGGAGAUAAAAAAGUUGGCCCAGGAUGAAUGUGGUUACGAGGAACCGACAGUGGCCAUGGCUUUUGUCUACUUUGAAAAACUCGUGCUUCAAGGCAAACUAAACAAGCAAAAUCGUAAACUCUGCGCCGGAGCUUGUGUCCUUCUGGCGGCCAAGAUCGGCGGUGAUCUCAAGAAACACGAGGUCAAGUUCCUGAUAGAUAAACUGGAAGAGAGAUUCAGAGUGAACCGCAGAGAGCUGAUAGCCUUCGAGUUCCCGGUCCUGGUGGCGUUGGAGUUCAACCUGCACCUGCCCGAAAACGAGAUCAUGCCCCACUACAGACGCCUGCUGCAAACCUCCUAGCAUUAGUGACCCAUCAGGAGGACGACCAGCAGGUCCUCCUUCUGAUCCUCUGCUUCCCACCGUAUCCAUCCUCCAACCUCUCUCUCCUCGUCCCUGUCUGACAGCUCUAAGGUACCACUGGCUGUCACCCAGCUGCAGCCGACAGCACUCUUCUUCUUCGUCUCAGAGACCUGAAAUCAGCCAAAGGGACACACAUUACUAAAAACUUUCCUCCAUCGUUUGACUUCCACAUUCGUCAUCACUACACGGACUUCUGAAGGAAAGGGUUCAACCGUCUGCAAAACUAAUUGUUUUUCCAGUUUGCAUGUUCUCACGUCUUCAUCUCCACUUUGUAUAUUUUUUGGAGCUCUCUUGUUGAUUAAGAGAGCUGUUUUUGUUUGAAUCUGAUGGUGAACUGUUUUUUUUUUUCUUCUCAGUUAAAACAACCAAUGAUUGUAACAUUUUUAUCAACUCUUUUCAUUAAUCUCCUCUCUUGUAAACUUUGGUAUGAUUUGUUGCCUCCUGACCUGCUUACAGUUUAAACAAAAGCCUUUUAAGCGGCUGGUUUUGGCUGGACUUCCUGAGAGUGACUCAUCUUUUCGCAAGUCAUCGUCUUAAAAGUGCACUUUUUUUGAAUAUUGCGAGACAUCUGGGGGAAAUGGGACAUUUUUCCAGAGUUUUAAUGAGCUUGGGAACUAACCCUGAAAAAUAAGCUGUGUUCAUAAACACCACACACCAUGUCAUUUGAAUGAACCUUUUGAAUUGUUUUUCUCUUUUAUGGUUUUAUUCACGAUUUUUUCUAGCCACAACUAUCCGCAUGAUAAGUAAUGAUUGUUUGCAUACCGGUACUUGCAGACAAGAUGGGACUUCCUAUUUUCACUGAAGUAUUCCAUUCAUUUUCUACCAGUCAAAUGCUUGCUACGGACUUACAGAGACCAGACCCACUUUUAUCAGUGUCGAAUUUCCUGUGCUCUAUGUUAGAGUGUAUUGCUAGCACAUUUACGGUGCUAUAACGGGGUCAGGAAGGUAGUUUUGAAGAGGUGUUCAUGAGUGCAAAAAUGCCAUUAAACGGUGAUCGGGAUUUGCAGCAGAUUGGCAGCAGGGUGCUCUAGUGUUGAGAGAAAAUGUCCUUCACCUGGAGGACGUGGGCUAAGUCUCUGUCCCUUCAGGCUUCAGGGACACUUUAUCUGAUCUGACCUCUGACCUCUCAGAGGAUGAGAAAAAUCUUAAUGAGAUCCCAAAAGGGAUCAAUGAUGGAUCAAACAUUUGCAUAUAACUUGAAUCAGCAUUUGUUGAUUUGAAAUCUAAAAUGUUAAAAAAAAAAAAAAAACACUGAAAAUUAACAAUUAAUGUGACCAAUUUAAAAAAGUAUUAUUCCAUUCAUUUGGCAUGUAUCUCAACUUGAUUUUUAUUACCUUGAAAUUGUCUCACAAUACCACAGAGUAUUGAGGGAAAAAAAAGGUAUUUAAUGCUGCUCCAAGUAUUGAUGGUAUUUGAGUUGAAAUGAUCACAACAUUAAACCAAAUUGUAAUGAGAAAAGCAUGGAUUCUGCAGAUUUAAGGUGAAAAAAAUACAGAGCUUAUUUCUGUUUGCAAGCCCAAAGAUUUCGCUAUAAGAUGAUGCACACUAAAGACUCAUGGGCGACACUUAUUAUCUGUGUAUGUUUGUAAAUAAAUUGCUUUGCUUGUUCAAUCAAA
Molecule: messenger RNA, 3511 nt
Organism: Sebastes umbrosus (honeycomb rockfish)
Lineage: Eukaryota; Metazoa; Chordata; Actinopteri; Perciformes; Sebastidae
Gene: cables1
Product: Cdk5 and Abl enzyme substrate 1
Exons: 10
Coding region: 195-1835 (546 amino acids)
Biological process (GO): nervous system development; regulation of cell cycle
Cellular component (GO): cytosol
Source: RefSeq, a predicted model, not a curated record